AUGUCGGCUGAUACUCCUCUUGACGAACUUCAAUGGUCAUCCCCAGAAUGGAUCCAAAUGUUUGGCCUCAAUUCAUACAAUGUGCUAGAAUACUUUUCCCAGCUGCCAUUUUAUGAUCGAGCUUCCAAUAAUCAAGUACUAAAGAUGCAGUAUCAAUUCCAUCCUCACUUAAUGCAUAUGCCCCAGAGUCAUCAUGAGUUUGUUUCCGCCCUUCAAAAGAUGUCCAACGGUACAGAAUUUGUGGUACAUUUGAAUGGGGAACCAACUUUUUACAUCAUCCGUAAACAACAGCGACAUUCACCUGGCCCAGCUCAGCUGUCGGUACAAAUCUUGCACGACUAUUACAUUAUAAAUGCCAAUAUAUACCAAAGUCCUUCGGUUUUUGGUAUUCUCAACUCAAGACUUCUCAGCUGUGUGCUAAGUUUCAAACAAAGUUUUAAUAUUCUUAAUGGCAUGAACAAUUUCAAUAGCGGCACUGGUCAUCAGUAUGUUGCCACAGAUAUACAAAACAAUAUAGUGGAAUUGGAAGCCAAGAUUAAUGCAAUUAAUAAGAAUGAAAUAGAAUCUACUAAUCCAACCGUAUCGUCAGCCACUACUGGCAAUAUGUCCAUGAAAAGGGCAAAUAAUGGUAAUAUUGGCAAUAGUGUACCACAAGCACCUUCCACAGGCUCCAACCAAAAUACUCCUGGUAACGUGGGGAUAAACGCUGCGGCAAGUGCUCAAGGGUCUACUCGCCAGCCGCCGGCUGUGGUAUUUGAUAGGUUGUUGGGGAUAACAAUGAAAGAGCUCAAAAGCGCAGAGCCAGAUUUUGGGAGCAAAAAUUUAAAGGAGGAAAUCAAAUAA
Molecule: messenger RNA, 843 nt
Organism: Saccharomycopsis crataegensis
Lineage: Eukaryota; Fungi; Ascomycota; Saccharomycetes; Ascoideales; Saccharomycopsidaceae
Gene: MED6
Product: mediator complex subunit MED6
Exons: 1
Coding region: 1-843 (280 amino acids)
Biological process (GO): regulation of transcription by RNA polymerase II
Cellular component (GO): mediator complex; core mediator complex
Molecular function (GO): transcription coactivator activity
Source: RefSeq, a predicted model, not a curated record